This is a messenger RNA of Catharus ustulatus (Swainson's thrush), 3560 nucleotides long. It is a transcript of the gene FIGNL1, whose product is annotated as fidgetin like 1. Gene Ontology annotation, molecular function: ATP hydrolysis activity; microtubule severing ATPase activity; ATP binding. The coding region runs from base 920 to 2989 and encodes 689 amino acids. The record is from RefSeq and is a predicted model, not a curated record. The transcript has 2 exons. NCBI's taxonomy places the organism in Eukaryota, Metazoa, Chordata, Aves, Passeriformes, Turdidae.
GGUGUGCUUGGCGGUGUUUCCCCGGGCCCCUGCGGGGCGUGCUCCUGUGCGGGGGCAGCGUCAGCAGGAGCAGCUCUCGCCCGCUCCGCGCAGAGGCCUCAUCCAUCGGUGGCAGUGCUUGGAUACAUCCCCAGCUUCUGGCACCGAGUACGAUGGCCGCGUCUGGGAGCAGUUCUGGCAGAACGUGUGUGCGUGGGGCUCUCUGGGAGAGAAGCUGUAAGGCUGUGAGGACAGUUAACACGGGUUAGACUAGGGGAAGACAAUUAUGAUGGACGCUGCUUAAGAUGUGUGUAAAUAACUGAAGGGUGAGUGUCGAGAGGACAGAGCAGGCUCUUGGUGGUGCCCAGCAAUAGUACAGGAGGCAAUGGACAGAAACUAAGGAAAGGAAGUUCCACCUGGAUAUGGGAAGAACUUCCUUCCUGUAGGAGUGACCACACUGGAACAGAUUGCCCAAAGAGGCUGUGGAGUCUCCAUCACUGGGGAUAUUCAGGAAUUCACUGAACACCAUCCUGUGCCAUGUGUGUGCUGGGAUGAUCCUGCUUGAGCAGGGAGGUUGGACCAGAUGACCACUGUGGUCCCUUCAACCUGACCCAUUCUGUGAAUAAUGAAACUGAAAUUUCAAACUGGUCACCACUGUCCACUUGUUAUGUCUUUCUCUCAGUGCCAUGAAGGUGACCACUAAAUCAUUAAAAAAGUGGUGGUGAACUUGAGAUUUUAUGUUCUGAAUUAUGGAAGUAUUUCAUGGAGACAAAUACUUGCUACUGAACUUUUCCUAAACUUAUGGUUUUAUGCCACUUAUGAUAUUUUUGAUUCAACAGUUACAAAAAAUAAAGCUGUUUAGAGAAAAGAAGUAAAAGGCUGCAGCCUUUCAUCUCCUGUUCACCUGCCACUCAGCUAUGGCUGAUGAUGAUUGUCAGUGAUGGAGGCCCCCACCCCCAGUGCAUUGCACCUGAGUGACUGGCAGGAAAGUUACUUUGCUGUCACCUCUGGCACCUGCACACCCGGGCAGAAGGCAGAUGGAUACCGUGCCAAGAUCCUGCGUAUUCAGUAUGCAUGGGCAAACUCCGAGAUCUCCCAGGUCUGUGCUGCCAACCUGUUCAAGAAGUACGCAGAGAAAUACUCUGCGAUUAUUGACUCUGGCAACACAGAGACUGGCUUGAAUAACUAUGCAGAAAACAUUUUGACUUUGGCAAAAUGUCAGCAAAGUGACAGUGACAAGUGGCAAUCUGCCUUGACAACAGAUAACGUGUUUGAAUUAAAGUGUGUGCAAGAGAGGAUGCAGGCUGACAAAAUUUUCCAGAGCUCUCAGAUGGCACCGACAGAUGCCAAUGUACGAGCUGAUAAAGGGGUCAGUGCCUCUGCUGCUCCAGCUCUUCCUAAACUCGAUGUCUUCAGUAGUACCAGGGAGACUGAGCUCAGUGCUGGCUCAGCAAAAUGUUCAAGUCAGGGACCAGAUCUUCCUGGGCAUCCCUCAUCUUCCAAGUCACUUCAAAGCAGUGUGCCUCCUGUGGCCAGAAUUUCAGACACACUUCCCGCUGCUUCAGCCUCCUUAAGCAAACAGGUUCAUCCCUGUUUCCAGGCAACUCCACUCUUUGGGAGUAAAGAAGCCGCUAAUAGUAGUUCUCUGAAAAUGUCAGAUAACUGUUGUGAUGGACAAAAUUUGACUCUUUUCAAUCAGUCAGCUGUACCUGCCUGGUCUGCAAAUUCUGGGAAAAGAAAAGCAUUCUAUGGUCUGGCUGAUGAGGGCAGCACAGCUAUUCCUAGCCUUGCUCCAUGUCAGGCUUCCAUUUCUACAGAAACUAAUGGUUUUUCAGGGCAAAGAAACAGAAAUGAAGAGAGCAGUGCUCCUGGGUUUAAAACUGCAAAGGAACAGCUGUGGAUGGAUCAGCAAAAGAAAUGUCAAAACCAGCGUGUACCAGUCUCAUCAUACGGAGGUGUAAAAAAAUCCCUGGGCGCAGGCAGGUCUCGAGGUCCAUUCGGCAAGUUUGUGCCUCCAGUUCCAAGACAAGAUGGAAGUGAAAAUGGAGGAGCACAGUGUAAACCUCAUGUCGGGGAAUCGGCAGACCCAUUGCUGCCUGUGGAUGAGCGGCUGAAGAACAUAGAACCAAAAAUGAUUGAGCUUAUCAUGCACGAGAUCAUGGACCACGGGCCUCCGGUCAGCUGGGAUGACAUUGCUGGAGUUGAGUUUGCCAAAGCUACUAUAAAAGAAAUAGUGGUGUGGCCCAUGCUGAGACCAGACAUCUUCACCGGCUUACGUGGUCCUCCUAAAGGAAUUCUUCUCUUUGGCCCCCCUGGGACUGGCAAGACCCUCAUAGGCAAGUGCAUCGCGUGCCAGUCGGGAGCAACUUUUUUUAGCAUCAGUGCCUCCUCUCUGACUUCCAAGUGGGUGGGUGAGGGGGAGAAGAUGGUGCGUGCGCUGUUCGCUGUGGCACGGUGUCAGCAGCCAGCAGUGAUUUUCAUCGAUGAGAUCGAUUCCCUGCUGUCCCAGCGCGGAGAGGGGGAGCACGAGUCAUCCAGGAGAAUAAAAACUGAAUUUCUGGUGCAGUUAGAUGGGGCCACAACGUCCUCUGAAGAUCGUAUCCUAGUGGUUGGAGCAACAAAUCGACCCCAGGAAAUUGAUGAAGCUGCCCGAAGGAGGCUGGUGAAGAGACUGUACAUCCCUCUCCCAGAAGCCUCUGCCAGGAAGCAGAUUGUCACCCGGCUGAUGGCAAAGGAGCAUUGCUCUCUAAGUGAAGAGGAAAUCAAACUCAUAGUCCAGAAAUCCGAUGGGUUUUCUGGGGCAGACAUGACACAGCUCUGUCGGGAAGCUUCCCUGGGCCCUAUCCGCAGUCUGCAGUCCGUGGACAUUGCAACCAUCACGCCGGACCAGGUGCGGCCCAUCUCUUUCCUGGACUUUGAGAGCGCCCUGAGAACGGUGCGGCCCAGCGUGUCCCCCAAGGACCUGGAGCUCUAUGAAACCUGGAACCAGACGUUUGGCUGCGGCAGAUGAGCUGCAUCACGGCUGUUUCACUGGGACAGCUUAGCAUUUCAACACUGCCACGUAUUAAACCUGUGGCAAUUUAGUGCCUCUGCACUUUUGUUUUGUUUUUGUGCUGGAUUUAAACCUCCUUAUGCUAUGCAGGCAGAUGUCCAGACUCUGGCUGAGGCUUUGCAAGCUGAAAAGACUGUGACGAACUUCUGGUCAUGAUAUGAGAAAUUGCUGAACAGCAGUGGCAUUGAGAGGCUGACAGAAUUUACAGAUUGCUGGGAGAGAUGGACAAAUUUCACUGAUGUUUAAGGGGAAGGUUAUCAAAUCUCACAAAUAAUUAAAAGGAAUAUUGGGGAACUCUUGCAAGAUCCACCAUGCUAUAUCAGUAAGGGAUUCAAAUAAUAGCAGAAACACUGGUUUUGGGUAGGGGUAUGGUAAAACUGGGAUGGAUUUAGUAGAAGACAGGAGCAGAGGGAGGAGUAGGCAGAGGUGGAUGUGGACUUGUAUGGAAAAGUGGAAGGGGGGACAAAAGAGGAAGGUCUCUUGAGCAUUGCUCUUGUCUGACAGCCUUUUGACUCAUCACUGCAGUCAA